AAGAAAGAAACCGGAGGAGGAAGGAAAGGUAGAGGAGAAAGAGGGAGAGAGACAUGCAAUAAUUGAAGUGGUGCAAAUGGUAGGAGUUGGUGGAGAGCGUGACGACAGGGACGGGGACGGGGACGUAGCUACUACAAUAGCAUGGCUGGAUUCACACGUUCGCACCAUCUCCACACGGUCGCAUCAUGGCUGUGGGCAACGCAAGAAAGAACCGGUCCUCUCUCUCGCGGGAAUAAGCGUAUACACGUGUGCUUCUGCAUGCCCAUCGAUGAACGGCCUGCCCUAUACGUGUCUCCAAUUCCGCUGCACAUGCUAGUAUAUAAUCCUCCCGUGUCUCUCGUUUGUUCCACUUGAUCUCCAACAGGCCGAAUGGCGGAGCGGCAAGCUGGCCCAGGCGUAGCGCCGUCGACACGGCCACAAUGGGCGACCGGCCCCCCCGGCAGGACCAGCCUCGUCCGCCGGCUUCAGGAGCAGGCACCCAACUCCACGCAAGUCAUCGGCUUCCUCACCUUCGUCGUCUCCGGCGCCAUUCUCCUGCUGCUCACCGGCCUCACCCUCACCGGCGCCGUGAUGGCCCUCAUCUUCUUCGGCCCCAUCAUCCUCCUGUCGAGCCCGAUAUGGGUGCCGGCCGUCUUCGUAAUGUUCGUGGCCACCGUGGUGGUCCUCUCCGCGUGCGGCUUGGGCGUGGCGGUCCUGGCGGGCACCUCGUGGCUGUACAGGUACUUCACCGGGCGCCACCCGAUGGGGUCGGACCGGGUAGACUACGCCCGCAGCAGGAUCGCCGACACCGCCACCCACGUCAAGGACUACGCCAGAGAGUACAGCGGGUACCUGAAGAGCCGGGUCAAAGAUGCGGCGCCGGGAGCUUAAUCGACGGCAUUCGAAUGUUAGUGUUACGCCAUGUUGCUUUGAUGUUCGUGUUAUGCCAGGUUCUGUUACUGCAGCGUUUCUUCUUUUGAUUCCUCGUCCACCGGGGAAGAAACAUUUGGAGGACGGAGAAUAAGCAGUCCGCCUUAGAAGUCUUAACCCAGCAAAACAUCUGCAGCUGGUAAACCUGCACAUUUUACUUCUACAUGAAAAUGUGACUACAUCUGAAAGAAUUAAGCGUGCA
Molecule: messenger RNA, 1111 nt
Organism: Musa acuminata AAA Group (dessert banana)
Lineage: Eukaryota; Viridiplantae; Streptophyta; Magnoliopsida; Zingiberales; Musaceae
Product: oleosin-like
Exons: 1
Coding region: 370-870 (166 amino acids)
Biological process (GO): lipid storage
Cellular component (GO): monolayer-surrounded lipid storage body; membrane
Source: RefSeq, a predicted model, not a curated record